Molecule: messenger RNA, 4926 nt
Organism: Clupea harengus (Atlantic herring)
Lineage: Eukaryota; Metazoa; Chordata; Actinopteri; Clupeiformes; Clupeidae
Gene: cuedc1b
Product: CUE domain containing 1b
Molecular function (GO): ubiquitin binding
Source: RefSeq, a predicted model, not a curated record
GUUACGAGCGCUGGGUGCUGGAUUAAAGCUGUCCGACGCAGCAAGUAGCCUUUUCGCUGUACAGCAGUGUUAUUGAGGAUGAACUGGAGUUAUGUAUAUAUUUCAACUGUCUUGACGCCUGGAUGCAUUCUUGCCACAGAAAUAUAACCUUAAUUAGAUAUUUCUGAAAAACAAGAACUCCUGAAUCGCUGGAAGCCAGUCGCUGUGGUUUCAUAUAGAGUGCUGGGAAUGGAUGCGGCCUUCUCCCAAAUCCAUAAGGAUUGGCGCUGAUGCUAGGUGCUGAGGAGAAGUGGAGAUGCUGAUGCUCUGGCAGCUGAAGUUUGAAGAUACUGUCUGAAACCUUCCUCUGUACAAGGUCUCUCUCCAGCAGCUCCUCAACCUCAGCCAGAUUGGAUGCAGCUGAAGAAUAAGCAAAGAAAGAGAAAAAAAAGGCUGCAGGCUUCUCUCCCUCUCUGUGCGAGGGACUGCCAUGUGUCUGGGACAAUGAAAGGCUGAAAAGAGAAUUGAAAGCAGGAGCAUAGUGUGACGGAGAGUGAGAGGAAGUUGAGGAGCAGAAGAGAAGAGAAGUGUGUGAGUGAGAGCUAGGCAGAGAGGGACCAGGGGGAAACCGGAAACUCCUGCCACUGUUUUACUUGGUGCCAGUCGGUCCACAGAGCCAGCAGAGCCACACUAUGACCAGUCUCUUCAGGCGCAGCAGCAGCAAUGGAGGCUCUCGGAGUGGCUCUGGCCCGGGGGAGCUCAACAACAGCCGGCCGCCGCGACAGGUUCGACGGCUGGAAUUCAACCAGGCCAUGGAGGACUUCAAGGUCAUGUUCCCUACCAUGGACUACGAGGUGAUUGAGUGCGUACUGCGCUCUAACAGUGGAGCAGUGGACGCCACCAUCGACCAGCUCCUGCAGAUGAGCAUCGAUGGACAGGGCUCAGAUGACAGUUCCGACUCUGAUGACAGCAUUCCCCCAGAGAUUUUAGAGAGGACACUGGAGCCAGACAGCUCUGAUGAGGAGCCACCUCCUGUCUAUUCGCCGCCCACUUACGACAUGCACAUCUAUGACAGGAAGUACCCUGGGACUCCAUACACCCCCCCACCCAGGUUUGAGGCACGGCCCCCACCAGGUCACAGACAGGUUCGAAGCUACCGCAAUUGGAAUCCGCCGCUGCUUGGCAACCUCCCUGAUGACUUCCUGCGAAUUCUCCCUCAGCAGAUGGACAGUAUCCAGAGAUCUCAGAGUAGCAGUCUCUCUCAGCCAUCCUCCUCCACGCUGUCAUCCAUUUCCCAGCAUACAGCACCACCUAGUGGUGAGGGGGUUGCAGGGGGCGUGUCCUCAGAGCAGGAUCGCAAGCUGAAGCAAUACCUUGAUGAUGAACGCAUUGCCCUCUUUCUGCAAAAUGAAGAAUUCAUGAGGGAGCUUCAACGCAACCGCGAGUUCCUUGUCGCCCUUGAGAGAGAUCGCUUGAAGUAUGAAUCAAAGAAAUCCAAGUCCAAUCAUUCAUCAGGUAGCAUGGAGAAUUCCACUGCAGGAGAGCAUUUCACCUCUGGCUCCAUGGAAGCUUGCACUGCUGUGUCUGAUGAAGCCAUGUUCCGAGACAAGCUCAAACACAUGGGGAAAUCCACAAGGAAGAAGCUGUUUGAAAUCGCAAGGACCUUCUCUGAGAAGACAAAACGGAGGAAGUCAAAACGAAGAACACUACUUAAACACCAUUCACUCGGGACUGCUAACUCUACAGCCAACCUUCUGGAUGAUGUGGAGGGGAGUCCCUAUGAAGAAGAUGGUCAGCUUAAAAGAUUGGUUACUCAGGAAGAGGAGGAAUCCCAGAAGGAGACGACGUCAUGAUGUGUGCAAGAUAUGUUGCAGAUUUAUAUCUAUGGCGAUCAUAAAAGAACCUGGAAGACUGGUGUCGCGAUCACUCUCUCCCCAACCUAGACCCCACCAAUUCCAGGUUUGCCUGUGAGCCGAGAGCUGAAGAAACGCAGACUCCCUCCCACAGGCUUAGAAUUAUUGUUUAACUGCAUAUUACUAUUAUAAUUACUGUAUCAUAACAAUUUGUUAAUAUAUGAUUUUGUAUGUAUAAAAAAAGAAAGUUACUCAUGCAUUUUUUCCAGAUCAUUAUUUUAUAAUUACUCCUUUAAAAGCUAAUUUACAGUAAAAUGAACAUCAGUAGUUUGAUUAUUGUUUUUGUCCUUUUUUUGUUUCAUUCUUUGUACCCCUUGCUCAUCUUGGUCUUUUCUUUGUUGGCAAAAGGAUAGCUUUAAAAAGCACACAGAUCAAGCCUCUUCUUUAGAAGACAUCCUUGACACAACAAUUGGCAUCUAAAACUGCAUCUUAAUGUGUAUUAAAUGAUUGGGUAUGAAUUAGUAAGCAAGAGAUCCUCAUUUUCUGGUCACAUGUUGGGUACAGUAUAAUGUUAAUUCAGGACGUGAGUGGGACGUUGUGUGAGGAAAUAUAGAUGUGAUUGCAAAAUUAAGAUGUACUCAUCCUUGUAGUCUACCAGAUAUUGAGAGUUUUCUCUCAAUUCCCUCGGCCCUACGUUCAAGGGGUCUGCAAGUCCAGACCUUGAAUUCACUUGUUAUGCACUGUUACCAUAUGAAGCAUUUUUACUGGGGAUACACCAUGUUACAAUUUCAUCCCUUAAAACAAGUCACCAGUAUGCCUUUUCAACCAGUUUACCUGUUGUUAAUGCAUUGAAGUACUGGACAUCUACAUUUCGUAAAGAGCUCUAAUAUCUUCUGAUGUCUCAGCACGGGCGAGGAUUGUUUUAUUGGGGCGGAGCCCAGGUGUGGAACCAGGACUGCUGGUCUUCUAGGGGCAGUGAAGGACAGACAGACUCUACUACCACUAAUAAAGGGCACAAACAUGCUGCAUAGAAACCGUACAUGUGCAGAAGAUCAGUUUACAUUGUACACAUUUUGUCUAUCAAUCUUAACAGCCAGUCCUAAGCUCUGGGGAUCCUGGGGUUAGCCAAAAAAAUCUCCUGCUUUGAACGGCAGAGCACACUUAACCGAUUUUAAAAACGACUCUUGCUGAAGUGUACUUUUCUUGGUGGCUUUGCUGCAUUUCAAGUUUUCUGCCAGUAAACCUUUGUAAGAUACGUGGGUAGGAGUAGUAUUCAACCGUGCACUGCCAUAUCUGUGAUAAAAAACAUUUCUAUCAAGUUACCCCUUCAGACAAGAAUUCACCCUGAUACAAGAAAAUGUAGUAUCUAUAAUGCAAGGCUGUUUAUUUCGAAAUAACAGAUUUGAAAUCAAUCCACCAAUAAAAUGUAUCAGAUAUGGAUGUCUUUUGUAUGUGUUUUACAAAGUUAAAAGAAAAGCCUUUAUCUGAGAAACAAGAGCACCGAAGUAUUUGAACGAUCAAUCGUCUUGUGAUUUUUAAGAGUCUCAGUACUAGACACAGUUAGGUUGGGACAAGGUAUAGAGUAGUGUGCACCCUUGAUUUGCCUUUUCCAGGACCCAGUUUAUGCCAUGUGUGUAACAAUCCCAAUUGUGUUUGCACUGUUGUAUGACUGAAAGAGAGACUGGGUGCCCGAAGCUAAUAUACUGUAUGUCCAUACUAGAGCAAAACAUAGAUGUGGAAUGUCUGCAGAUUUGAUUUGGAAGUUUUCCUUUGUCCUCUGUGCUGGUAGUGUGGUAGACCUAUACUGUGCUGACAGAUAACAUUUCAUUCAUGAAAUGGUACCUAAUCUCAAAUUGUAUUGACCGGACACUUCAUCAGCUUAUACAUCUCUAUCCCAUUACAAACUGAAGCCGAAGCUCCUUGGUAUUUGGUUUGCAAGCAACCAAAGAUCAUUCCAUGUCUUGCCCUAUUCAGUACAUUUUGGAUGUUUCUGCUAUUAUGAACAUCAUACAUGUUUCUGUAACGACAUUGAUAUUGUUUCACUAUGGUGGGGUGGUGUGUGAGGCUUAUAUCAACAACUCAACCACACGUAGCAGGCAGAAACGUGGAUUGCGUUCUUGAAUAACAUAACAAUAUUUGUUUUCCUGCCAAAUUUGAAGUCCUACAAUAGACCAUACAAAUUGUUAUAUUACAUAGCAGUUGCCAAGGAAGCAUGGAGUAAAAUGGCAGAAAAAAUAGCUUGGGGGUUGUGGUCAGAUCAUAAAUGUAGCCAAUAGUUGUUUUUUGGCGAUGGUGGAGACCGUCUUCACAUUGGUGUGGUAUUGCUCAAUGUGUUGCUUCCUCGGUCCCUUAACCUUGUCAAACUGUUAUCCUCUCAGGGAGAUUUGUUCCUUGUUUUCUUCCAUGUGAUUGAGUGGUGUAAGCACAACCAGUAGAACCAAUAAUCAAGACAGGAUAUUUUUCCAAAGGUUUGACCAUAGUUCUUAUAUUAGAUUUGCAUAUUUUAGUGUAAUGAAAUUUGUGUAAUAGACCAAAAAAUUGCUUUUUACAUAAUUGGUUGUGCAGAACAGAAGAUUUGUGUCAGAGGUAGUCCUUUAAACUCCUUUUCUCAUUUAAGGGUGAAUUAUCAAGUUUGAUUCUGUAUGGGACAUGGACAGGUACCCCACUUUUUUUCCACCAUUGUGUGUGCCUCCUGAAUGUAUACAAGUUCAAAUGAAGAGGUGAAAUUGAACAGGUUUGCCAAAUUGAACAGGUUUGCCACAUAACUGAGGUUUGUAAUUGAGGGGAAUGUUCAGCCUUUUUUUGGUAAGGAACAGCCAUGGCAAGUUAAAUUGGAUUGGCUCCUUGUUUAUAUUCUAAAUUUAACAUGAGCUUUCUCAGUUAUUUACCAUUAACUGUUAUUAAUGCAGAAUAGUUGUAAAAUAAAUGGACCUAAUUAGGCUGCUUUUGUGGGGGGGAUUAUUAAUUUCCGAAAGUCCAUGCCUGCCUAUAAAAUUGGGUACCAGUCCCGUAAGUGAUUGUAGUUUCCAGAUGUGUUUUCUUACAAAUCAAGUUAGUAGCUCUUGUAAUAAUAAAAUAUGUUGUUCCCUCCUUG